CCCCUCCUGCAGGCCGCUGCUCCGAGCUGCAGCAGGAGGCCACCGCGCUGCGAGCCGCGUUGGCGCCAGCCGUGCGGGGGCGGCCGUCGGCACACUUCUUUUUUCCGUCGACCCGCGUCUCUGCUUCCGUAGGCGCAGCAGGGCGAGGCGGCCGCGGCGCAGAUUGGGCAGCUCCAGGGCGCUCUGCGCCGCAGCGACGGAGGCGGCGGCGGCGGCGGCGUCAACGGUGCCGGCGGCAGCGGCGGCGGCGGCGGGCUCAUCGAUUUGAUGGACGCGCCCAACGUGCCGUCAAUCGGUGCGGUGAGCUGCGGUGCUGGGGGAGGGGACUUGCUGGGCGGAGCGGGCAACGGGGGCAGCUGUGCGGGCGGCGGCAUGGUUGAGAGUUUGCGCGCGCAGCUGUCGAUCGUCGAGCAGCGCGCGGCGGCGGCGGGCGAGUAUCGCGAGCUGUCGGACGGGUGCGUGGCACUUCCUAGACAUUUCCUAGACGCUUCCUAGAGUAUCGCGAGCUGACGGGUGCGUGGUGACCAAGGCGGGGCAUCGCCAAUCUCGGGGAGUCUCGGCCAGCCUCUCGUGAUGCAUGACUAGGUGGAAGCGCAAGGCGGAGCGGCUGGGCGAGGCGCUCGCCGAGGCGCAGCGGUCGGCCGAGUCGCAGGCAGAGAUGUGGAAGACGCGGCGUAGCAAUGAAUCGAGUGUGUGAGUCCUCCUCUCGCGUCGUAGGCGGAGAUGUGGAAGGAGCAGCUACAGGCGAUGCGCGUGCGCGCGCGGUCCGAGCAGCGCCGGGCGGCGGAGCUGGAGGGCGAGGUGCGCCGGCUGGGCGGCUCGCUCGCCGACGUGACUCCAGCCAACGACUUUGGGUCUCCCGAGCCGGCGCCGCAGCGGCGCGACGGGGCUGGCAGCGGCGACCUUGGCUCUGGCGGCACGCGCGGCGCGCCGAGCGGCGAGAAGUUGCGCGACGCGGCGGGCAAGGUGUUUAGCAAGGUGGACGGCCGCCUCGACGGCGUCUUCGACAAGGUGGAGGGGCUCGGAUCGAACCUGGCGAUGCGGCUGACGCGGGGCACGGGCGCGCUGCGGGAGAGGCUAGUGCGCGAGGAGGAUAGGUAGGUGCGCAAGCGGCUACGCUAUAACUUAGACUCUUAUAGUUGUGGCUGCGACCAGUGGGGGGUCUCUAUUCGUGCUGUCUCCAUGAGGGUCGAGUCUCAUCAAGAUGUGAGUGUC
Emiliania huxleyi CCMP1516 is the source of this 1215-nucleotide messenger RNA. RefSeq lists its product as hypothetical. The record is from RefSeq and is a predicted model, not a curated record. The annotation marks the transcript as partial. The transcript has a single exon. NCBI's taxonomy places the organism in Eukaryota, Haptophyta, Isochrysidales, Noelaerhabdaceae.